Penicillium coprophilum is the source of this 1449-nucleotide messenger RNA. RefSeq lists its product as uncharacterized. The coding region runs from base 1 to 1449 and encodes 482 amino acids. The transcript has a single exon. NCBI's taxonomy places the organism in Eukaryota, Fungi, Ascomycota, Eurotiomycetes, Eurotiales, Aspergillaceae. The record is from RefSeq and is a predicted model, not a curated record.
AUGCGGACCGUCGCCCCGGCCCCCGACCCGACCCCUAAUAAUUUCGUUGCACGACGAAUACUAGAUCCAAGCCAAGUGGGUCUUUCAUUCGUGGAACGGUGGUAUCUUGAUUUAUUCAAGACGCAUACUUCUAGAAAAUGUACUGGGUAUAUGGUCGAUGACUUCUGGCAGCGGCUCGUUCACCAGGUCGCCGAGGAGGAACCUGCUGUGCGGCAUGCAGCUAUUGCUUUGAGUUCUAUGCAUUUGAGAUUUAUGCAAGAUAUCGAUUCUUUGAAAUCAAAGCCCCUGUCUAUGGCUACGCUUAGUGUGAAUAAAAAUCCAUCUUUCACUCUGGCGCAGUGCACGAAGGUCCUUGUUUCUUUGCGGGAGAGACUAACGAAGGGAGAUACCUAUACGACAAGCAGCGCACAUAGAGAGGCAGUUCUUGUUUCAUGUAUUAUGUUAGUGUCGCUGUCUCUCUUCCAGGGCGAUGCUACGGCCGUGACCUCGCAUUUACGGUCCGGUUAUAGUGUGCUUAUGGAAUGGCAGAAGGUCAAUUUCGACGGGAAUCCCUCGGGGCUGGUCCUAAUGCGCACGUUUUCGGAACUACAGCUACACCGGGCUACAUUCUCCCAACCACAGCGGGAUCAAGAAUCAGAAGCGGACAGUUUACCGCUCUGGCGGGCGAUCACCGUAUGCCGGCCUGUAUAUGGAUGCCCGGAAGAGUUUGAAAGUGGUUUUUCCUUUGUCCUUGGAGCAGUUAUCACAGCGAAUUAUCCACAGGGAUUGGAACUCCGCGUAGGAUCAAGUCAAGAGAGGCUGAAAACUGCUCUUGCCGAUCUACUCUAUCAGAACAGCGUGGAAAAGACGCUUGUGGAAAGGUUAAUGAACUGGCAGAGCGAGUUCCAUGCUUUCAUUUCAGUACAUAGGGAUACAUUACCGCCACAAGACCGCGGCCCUAUGAUAUUGCUCGAGCUAUGGACUUUGGCCAGUGAUAUCAUACUUGCUUCUCUCGAGAGGCCGCUGGAAGAGAUGUCCUAUGACUCCUCUUUGCUCGUAUUCCAGCGAAUGAACGAGUUGGCGGCGCUUUACUUGAGCUUGGCGGAGCAAGCUUCCAUGUUCUCCACUAAACCUAUGAUUCUACAAAUCCUCCAUUUCAACGCCAUUAAAUGCCGUGACUGGCAUACACGUCGGGAGACAUUACGCCUGGUGCGUACCUUCCCACGGCGAGAAGGUUUCUGGACAUCUGAUCAUCUUGCCGCUUUGUUAGAAUACGUUAUCCAACAGGAGUCUACUGGUUUAACGCCAAAUGAUGUGGUUCCGUGCACAGCUCGUAUUGACAUGCUGCAUCUCAGCCCUUUGGAUCAGAAAAAGUUCAGUGUAUGGUAUCAUCGAUUUUGCACUCCCGAGGAGAUUACAGGUUGUGCUGAUAUCUAUGGAAACUGGACCAAUGUGGUGCUAUCAGCUUAA